This is a messenger RNA of Dendrobium catenatum, 1344 nucleotides long. Its product is annotated as pentatricopeptide repeat-containing protein At4g21065. Gene Ontology annotation, molecular function: protein binding; RNA binding. Gene Ontology annotation, biological process: RNA modification. The transcript has a single exon. The record is from RefSeq and is a predicted model, not a curated record. NCBI's taxonomy places the organism in Eukaryota, Viridiplantae, Streptophyta, Magnoliopsida, Asparagales, Orchidaceae. The coding region runs from base 1 to 1344 and encodes 447 amino acids.
AUGGCUACUCUUAAUUCCCUUCUCUUCAGGCUAAGCUCAUACCCAACGCUCCACCAAUUCGAUCAAAUUCAUGCCCAUUACAUUACCUCAGGCCUCCUCCGCUCCACCUUUGUAGCAAAUCAUCUUCUCAAGUCCUCCACUUUUCUCAGUCCCGAUCUCACCGUCGUCCUCUUCUCCCAGCUCGACUAUCCUGAUCUCUUCUCCUACAACAUAGCCAUUAAAUCCCUCUCUCAAACCUCCCACCCUCUCAAGUCCUUCGCUUUGUAUCUAAGCCUGCUCCUCAGGGGCUUCCACCCCAAUGAGUAUACCUUCUGCUUCCUCCUUGACUGCUGCUCUAACAGCCUUGCCCACCUCCAUUGCAGGCAGCUCCAUGGCCACCUCAUCAAGCAUGGACUCAAUCUCACCUUGUUCUCUUCCACAUCACUGCUCCACGCGUAUGGUUGUUGUGGGUCUCUCCACGAUGCGUAUCAACUGUUCGAUGAAAUGCCUAUGAGAAGCAAUGUUUCCUGGGGUGCUAUGAUCAAUAAUUUUGUUGCCCACGGAGAGUUGUUGCGUGGGUUGAAGUUGUUUGCUUUGAUGUUCAGGUCUGGUUUGUCACCAACCAAUGCAACUUUAGUGGGCAUUCUUUGCCUAUGCGCCAAGCAAGGCGAACUGGACAUUGGAAGGGCUAUGCAUGGCUACAUAGUGGCGACUGGCUUGGAGCUGAACAUGAUUCUCGGAACUAGCCUCAUUGAUAUCUACUCUAAUUGUGGGCUGAUUGGAACGGCUAUGGAAGUUUUUGCAUCGAUGCCGGUUAAGAAUGUUGCAUCAUGGAAUUGCUUGAUUUUUGGACUGGCAAAGAAUGGCUAUGGAGUUAAAGCUUUGGAGUUGUUUGAACAGAUGAAACAAGAGCUCAAAGUGAGGCCCAAUGGUGUGACAUUCCUUGGUGUCCUGCAUGCCUGUACCCAUACUGGCCUGGUUGAGAAUGGCGUUCAAUAUUUCAUACAGAUGAGCAGAGAUUAUGGAAUCAUGCCAAGUUUGAAGCAUUAUGGGUGCAUCGUUGAUCUUUAUGGAAAAGCGGGGAAGGUGAAGGAGGCCAUGGAAGUCAUCAGAACAAUGCCCAUGAACCCUGAUAAUGUGAUAUGGGUGGCGUUGUUCAGUGCCUGCAGGACUCACGGAUACAGGGAGUUGGGAGAGCUCAUGUCAGCAAGUUUUAUUAAGUUAGGUGCUGAUGAUUCAUGCGGAUACAUUCUUCUUUCUGAUGCUUAUGCAAUCAGAAAACGAUUUGAUGAUGUUAUUUACGUUAGGAGAAUGAUGCGAGAAAUGGACAUUAAGAAAGUGCCUGGUUUCAGUUCAACUUGUUAA